AUGUUUGCCGUGACUGGCUGGUCGGUAUCAGCCGCCAGCAUCAAGCCUGAGGGAGCCGGCCCAACCACCACGUCUGAGCCUGGCAAGACGAGGAAGCGGAAGAGGCCCAACUCCAACAACAAACUGAAUGUCACAAAUGACAAUGUUGCCGACCUUUGGGAGAAGAUUAUCGAGCAAAAGGGAUCUGAUCCUCAUGCCGGAAAGAAGAAUCCCAAGUCUCAGCCUUCCGACGGAAAAUCCGAGAAGCCAAAGAGGGAGCGGAAGAAGGCAAAGCGUGAAGCAGCCGUCGCAGACUCAUCCACACCAUCCGAUAACAAGAAACAGGGAGAUGACAAGUCUCCAGAUGUCGGACAGGAGAGAGCGAGAGAGGCCUCUGCUGAACAAUCCAAGUCCAAGCCCAAGCCCAAGUCAGAGAGCACUGCGCAACCCUCGCCAGCAACGACGGCCACCCCACCUACCGCUCCGAAGCUCACGCCUCUCCAGGCGUCGAUGCGCGAGAAGCUGAUAUCGGCCCGAUUCCGCCACCUCAAUGAGACCCUGUACACGCGGCCGUCCGCCGACGCCUUAAAGCUGUUCAAGGACUCGCCCGAGAUGUUCGCCGAGUACCACGAGGGCUUCCGCCGCCAGGUCGGCGUCUGGCCCGAGAACCCCGUGGAGAGCUACAUCGCCGAGAUCCAGGCGCGCGGCCGCGUCAAGCCCAGCAGCAAUCGCCGAUCCUACGGGCCGCCCGCCGCCCACUCCGGGCCCGUCCCGCUCCCGCGCACCGACAGCACCUGCACCAUCGCCGACCUCGGGUGCGGCGACGCCGCCCUCGCCGCCGCCCUGCAGCCGCUGCGGCGCAAGCUGCGCCUCGACAUCCGCUCCUUCGACCUGCAGUCGCCGUCGACCCUCGUCACCCGCGCCGACAUAGCCGCCCUGCCCCUCACCGAUGGCGCCGUCGACGUCGCCAUCUUCUGCCUCGCCCUCAUGGGCACCAACUGGCUCGACUUUGUCGAGGAGGCCUACCGCGUCCUGCGCUGGAAGGGCGAGCUCUGGGUCGCCGAGAUCAAGAGCCGGUUCGCCGCCGGAGCCAAGGGCAAGAGGCCCGGGGGAGGCGCCAUGGUGGAACACAGCGUGGGGAACCGGAAGAAGAAUGCCACUGCCACCGCCGCCGGCAAGAAGGCCAAGUCCGCCGCCGUCGAGGCCGCCGGCGUCGCGGCGGAUGCGCAGCUGGCCGUCGAGGUGGACGGGGCCGAGGACAGGAGGCAGGACACGGACGUGUCGGCGUUCGUCGAGGCGCUGGCGAAGAGGGGAUUCGUGCUGCGCGGCGAGCCGAGCGAGGCCGUCGACCUGGACAACAAGAUGUUCGUCAAGAUGUACUUCGUCAAGGCCGCCACGCCGACCAAGGGCAAGGGGGCGGUGGCUGUCCGACCUGGUCGGGACGGAGGCUUCGCGAGGCCGGCGAAGAAGAAGUUCAUCCCCGCGGACGGGGAGGAGGCGGCAGCGAACGAAUCGGCCAUCUUGAAGCCAUGUGUCUACAAGCUGCGCUAG
Molecule: messenger RNA, 1530 nt
Organism: Phialemonium atrogriseum
Lineage: Eukaryota; Fungi; Ascomycota; Sordariomycetes; Cephalothecales; Cephalothecaceae
Product: 25S rRNA (adenine-N(1))-methyltransferase
Exons: 2
Coding region: 1-1530 (509 amino acids)
Biological process (GO): ribosomal large subunit biogenesis; rRNA methylation
Cellular component (GO): nucleolus
Molecular function (GO): rRNA (adenine) methyltransferase activity
Source: RefSeq, a predicted model, not a curated record